UUCCGUGAAUAGGUCGUGUUUAUUCCCAAAUGUGGGUGUGGUUUUUUCCAAAUUUUGGGGAGGUUUAUCCCAGAUAUGGGUGGGGUUUAUUCCCAGGUGUGGUUGUCCUUUAUUCUGAGGGACAUGCGAAAGUGCGGAUUUGUAUUUUUCUGGCGGCUGGUGAUUUGAAAAUGGAAAGUGCCCGUGUUUGUCCUGUGCUGUUCGUGUAGCCUGGGGUUGCUGUUCAGUUUCUCUGUGGCUCCUGGUCCGGGCACAUCCCUUGCUGCUGGCUCACUCUGAGUCAGUGUGGCUGAACUCCGGGAGAGUCCGGUUCAUCUGUCCCGGGCCCGCUCCCUCUCUCCCUUUGCAUCUCUUCUCAAGUUGUUUUUCAAACUGUAUAGAGGCUUCACCUCCCACUUCUCUAAAACUGUUCCAGUUCUUGUUUCCUCCGUCUCCCAUGUUUUAAAAAAUGACACGAUAACCUUUUGUAUUCUGUUCUUAUUCCACACCUCCCCCUUUUCUCCUCCCUUUCAUUUUCAUUUUCUCUCCUCUCUGUCCUUUUCUUCAUUUCUCUCCCUCCCCUUUGAUUUUGUUUUUCCCCUCUCAUCUCUUUCUCCCGGAUUUCCUGGUUGUUUUAUGCCCGGUGUCUGUCUCUACGUUGCCUGUGUGUGUGUGUGUGUCUCUCUCCGGACUCGCUAUGGCCGCGACCAAAGCCUUGCAGCAAUGGUGUAAGAAACACUGUGAGGGCUAUCGGAACGUGGAGAUUACCAACAUGACGACCUCGUGGCGGGACGGGCUCGCUUUCUGUGCGAUCCUGCACCACUUCAGACCCGAUCUCAUAGAUUUUGAUUCUCUUAAGAAAGAAAAUGUCUAUGAGAAUAAUAAAUUGGCAUUCCAGGUGGCAGAGGAGCAACUGGGAAUCCCAGCGUUGCUGGAUGCAGAGGACAUGGUGGCACUGAGAGUCCCAGACAGACUGAGUAUCCUGACCUAUGUCUCGCAGUAUUACAACUAUUUCACAGGCCGAUCACCAAUUGGUGGUAUGGCUCACAUCAAGAGACCUGCUUCUGAUUCAGCUGAGGAACCUGUGCGGAAGAAGUCAACUCCUGAGACCCAACGUAAAGUGCCCAAGAAGGCAGUGACUCCCACUGCUGUGCCAACCUCUCGGGUUGCACCAACGAACAAAGUUCCUGCUGCUGAUGCUGGUGACAGAUCCAAUAAAUCAGGGACAUUGUCCAGUAGCUGUGCCAUCUGCAAAAAAAACGUUCUGUUGGUUCAGCGGUACUUAGUAGAUGGGAAACUCUAUCACAGGAACUGUUUCAGGUGCAAGCAGUGCUCCAAUACCCUCAUGGCUGGUGCAUACAAGACUGGGCCGAUACCCGGGACUUUCAUCUGCACCAACCACCAAGCCAAUGUUGGUGAGAACAAAAACAACAGCAGCAGCAGCAGCAGCUUUGGUAGCUCCAAGUUACAGAAGCCCAGCCCCAAAGCAGACGAGUCAGUGCCAACAGUCCACAAGCCGGUGGUGGGCCAUGUGACCAGCCCCACUGCAGUGACAAACACCCCCAGGCAGGCAGAGGUCUCGUCAACAGCUUUCAAACCAGGGGGCACUCACACGGAGAGAAUGCAAGCUGCAAGGCAAAAGUUCAUGAGUUCGGGGACACCUGAAAAGCCGCCUUUGUCUGGAGAUUUGGGAUCUCCAGCGAGCGCACUGCGUACUCCCGAUUCUGCGCGAGGGCAGUAUGGUGGUGCAGAAACGAUAACACAGAGGCCUUGGUCACCUGGGAACCAGCAGGGCACCAACGUGUUGAAGAGUCCGACUGCAACCACCAAGUCCAGUUCUGACACGGACAAAGACAAGGCACGCUUGGUCCUGCAGAAGAAUUUGCCCUUUGACAAGAAUAACAACCUAAACCAAGGUGUCGCCUCGUCUUCCCGGUUUCACAUGGACAAGCCUUCAGGAACACAGCCCAUGAAUCACCAGACCACCAAGACUAUAACUCUGAACGUAAGUGACCAGAAAAAUAUCCAGCCAGGAACCAGGCAAUCUACGUCACCAGAGCAAAGGGGCGAGCCCAGCAAUCCACAGGACAAAGCCCCCAAAUGGAGACCGGCAUCUGCUUUGGAACUACCAUCCCGUCCUGUGCUCACAAAAGGUGUUGCCAGCCCUGAGGCUGUGCUCAGUCCUUCAACUGGAAGUUCCUCACGAGGCACAUUAAACCGGGCUGCCAGCAUGAAUGAAGCGACGGGUCGUGGAUCAACUUUGACCCAGCAGACAACCAGUAAAGGGAAUUUUUCCUACAGUCCGCAAAUCAUUACUCGGCAAGAGGCAGAAGACUCUCCCUCUGACUGGAGGUCAAAAUUGAAGCCAGUCCAAAAGCAUCACAGCUUUGGAUCCACAGACAUCAAACAAAUGCACAGUUCAUCCAUUAACGUGGAUAUUAAAAAGCCAAGUGCAUUUGGCAACACAGGAAACACUCCCUCUACACCCAAGACAGCUGCAGGCAGCAAUUGGACUCCAAGUUCACCCAGCACAGGCGAAAGGAAACAGAUAGCGGUUACAUUCUCUCUCCAUAAUCCCAGCAACACAACAGUCUCCACCUCUCCUGUUUCCCCCGCUAAAGGGGUCUCUGGGACAGAAGCCAAAACGUUCCACUCCACACAGCAGAAGAGGGUGCUCAAACCAGCCGCAGAACUGUUGGCAGGAGUAAAGGAUGGCAUCCAGUCUCCAAUAGACAAGAGCCCUGCCGCAGUGUCCCCCUUUGAGAAGGACACAAGGAGGCCACAGGGUUUUGGGAGUAGCCAUCAACCUGUAUUAGACCAGGUCACGGAGGAAUCACCAGGGAGACAGAGCUGGGUCCAAGGCAAAUCAGCCACUGAGACAGAAAAGUCAGCAAGAGCAAAAUUCUUUGAAAGCAACUACAUUCCAGAAGAUCCCAAGAAAAUCCAAGGUCAUGGUGACUCUCCCACUAGCCCUGAGAAGAGCCCCUCCAGUCAGCGGAUAUCGGAAGAGGAUAUUCGGAAUGAACUGCAGGAUAUCGGGAAGAAGCUGGACGCACUGGAACAGAAGGGGGUGGAGCUGGAACCUCAGCUUCGGAGCUGUGAGGGAGAUGAAAACGAGGACGAGUUGAUGGUGGAGUGGUUCAAACUAAUCCAUGAGAAGCAGUUACUGAUGAGACGGGAAUCAGAGCUCGUUUAUAUAUCAAAGCAACAGAAUCUGGAGGACCAUCAGGGUCAGAUCCUGGAGGAGUUACGAGUGUUGAUGGAAAAAGCAGAAGACAGUAAAACCGAGCGAGAUCGACUUCGUGAAAAGGAGCUGUUGGAAGAGCUACUAAGAACAGUGGAGGGCAGGAAUGAAAUCAUUGAUGGAUUGGAUGAAGACAGAGUGAGAGAAAUGGAAGAAGACCAGAUGAUGGAAGCCAUGAUUAAAAGGAUGGACAUGAACAAGGACACAGAACAAGACUUGAAGAAGAGGAACAAAUUCAAUCUACUUAAGUUUCUGAAGGGACUUGCAGCCAAACCAAAGGGAAAAUAACCAUGUGCUGGUAUCUUCAGAAAUGGCCAUGUACUCUAGGCAGUGACUUUUCUCAGUGCCAAGCUGCUACUGACUUGUAAUCAAAGGCAACUCUCUCAAAUGCUUAUGUGGCAUUAACCUUGUUCUCUGAAUAAAGGAAGCUCUUUGUGCUGGACUUGUGCAGCAGGAUGUUUCCUGUUACUAUGGAACUCUGUGGCAAAAAAAAACAACCAGCAGUAACAAAAUCCCCUACUUUGCUAAUGUGCUUGGAAAGAUGAGGAGUGAACCAGCGUUGGGUGGGUGUCGUCCUCCUCUAAGCUCCAAGGGUUUGGACAUAACCUUUACUUUAUAAAGGGAGAUGCGGUCAUGUCAUUGGAUGGUGUCUACAACAACAAAGAUUUUCAAUUAUAUAGCAUCUGCCACACAGCAGAGCUUUCUGACAGUGCUUUUCAGGAACAUUGCCAGGCAAAAGUUGACACUGAGCCAAGUAUGGAAUAGCCUUGGCAAGUGACCAGAAAUGUUGGUCAAAGUAAUAGGUUUUGAGGAUGAGCCAGAGGUGGGGAGAUUUAGAAAGUGAAUUCCAGAGUUUAGAAUCUAGGCAGUGGCAGUCAUGACCAUGUUGAGUUGGAGGAGGGCAGUGUUAAUGUUCAGACACCUCAAUAUCUUGUCUCAAUCCAAAGAAUUGACGGGGAAAGCCCAAGAGCAUUAUAUUUGUAAGAAUGAAUGGAUAUGAUGCUCAGUAAUCUACCUAAAUGAUUGGGAUCUAUGCUUCCUUGGUUAAAGUCUUUUUGCAAUAUUUUAUGCUAACUUACUCUACUCCAAAGCAUCUGUAGUAGUAUGUACUCUCACCAGUCAAAUGGGCAGACUUGAGAUGCACUCCAUGACUUCUUUCAAUGUUAAUCUAUAAUUGCCAGAUAGGUAUUGAUGUUCAUUCAUUAUAUCAUUCAUUGUCCCCCAAUACCUGUACAGUCCUUCUCUCUCCCUCCACCCUUUUGGAUCAGUUUAAUUUCCGUUCUGAGUGUUACCAUUGAUUAGGUUGUGCUCUGAGCAGCCUUUGCCCUGUUUUUCUGUUCAUGGGAAAGCUGAUUAGGGGAAGUGGACAGUGUCUGUUUGUUGUGAGGGAUGGGAAGGUUCAUUGGACGAUCAAAGCACUGAGCAACAGCUCUGCAUCACAGUCGGGACUAUUUGCAAAAUUCAUCUUCAAAAACACUGCUUGAGGUAAUGGGUUGCGGUCUCCUCAGACUUCAAUCUUUGCAAUUUUACACCAGUUGGGUGCAUAUUUGGGAGAAAAAAGGGAGAAGAUUUUGGAUUCAAUUGGUAAAAUAUUUGGGGUGAAUUGUGUCCUUCAUUUUGUGGAAUUUCAUUAAUACUUUUCAGCUUUCUUUAUGUUGCAUUGUUUCCUAUACCAUUUCAUCAUGUUGUACUGUUCUGUAAGGCAAGUUCUGUUGAGAAAGAAAGACUUGGAUUUGCACACUGUCUUUCACAAUCUCUGGAAGUCCCAAAGGGUUUUACAACCAUUGAAGAAUGUUUUGAGGUUUACUCAUCUUUUUUAAUGUGGGAAAUUCAGCAAAUUUCCAUGAACGGCAAUUAAAUAAAUAACAGACAAUCUGUUUUAGUGAUGUUGGUUGAGGAACAAGGAUUGGACAGAGCCACACUGCUGCAGUUUUGGAACAGUGCCAUGAGAUCUUUGAUAUCAAAGGACAAAGAGGGCUUUUGUUUAAUAUCUCAUCUGAAAGACUACAUCUCUGUUAGCCUCUACUAUUGGACAAAGUGUUGGCACCAAGCUAUAGGAGAUAAGAGGACAGGCAGCCACAAGUUUUGCCAGAAAGACAGGUUUUGAGCAACAUUCUGAAAGGAGAAAAGAGAGGCAGAAGGGCUUCAGGAGGGACUUCCCAGCUUAGAUGGCGAUAGACACAAACUGCAAUGAUGGACAAAGAAAGUGGUUUCAGAUGAAGGAACACUGAAAAACAAGUGUAGGGCUGAGAAAAAUUACAGAGAUGAGGAGAGGCAAGGCUUGGAAGGACUUAAACUUUUGCAAACUUGCAGUUACUUACCCCCUGUUGUGGUCCAGAACUGAAGACAUUUGGUAUAGGUAGUGGGUCACUGGGUAGAAUGGAGGGGGGAGAAUGGAGUUGUGAAGUAGAGUAACUAGGAGUAAUAGAAAGCUACCUCGAGAGAGCAUUGGUGUUUGUAACUGAGAUAUGAAUUUUCCUAAUGGAGCAGUACAAAUAUGAUAGAUGAUAUGGUUUAAUCAAGUUCCAAUGGUACUACCUUUGAGAUUUGACCAGUGUUAUGGUAGCUAAUUCUUACCCAUCACAGACUAGGUACUAAUGUCAAAUUACUAAGAAAUUGUGGCAUAUUAAAUAUGAUAGACUUCAGUAUCAGGGUGAGGGGAAAUAAAGCAUGUGUUUCAUAAGUAUACACUGCUGGAAAUAAAAAUAAUUUCAAAUCUGUGACAUAAUUUU
Hemiscyllium ocellatum (epaulette shark) is the source of this 5955-nucleotide messenger RNA. RefSeq names its product mical-like 2a (gene micall2a). The transcript has 15 exons. The record is from RefSeq and is a predicted model, not a curated record. Bases 677 to 3511 code for a protein of 944 amino acids. NCBI's taxonomy places the organism in Eukaryota, Metazoa, Chordata, Chondrichthyes, Orectolobiformes, Hemiscylliidae. Gene Ontology annotation, molecular function: protein binding.